Molecule: messenger RNA, 513 nt
Organism: Cydia fagiglandana
Lineage: Eukaryota; Metazoa; Arthropoda; Insecta; Lepidoptera; Tortricidae
Exons: 4
Coding region: 1-507 (168 amino acids)
Source: RefSeq, a predicted model, not a curated record
AUGGCGACUGCAAGUGGACGCGCCGGCCUGCGCCCGCGCAAAUCGUUAGCAGACAUAGAUAUCGAGGACGUCCUAAAUGACUCAGAAUUUGACUUCUCGGGAGAUGAUUCAGACGACGACCCUAUGUUUCUCCCAUCAGAAAUGAUUAGAGUAAUAUAUCAUUCAUCUUUUUUUCUUCACAUAACAGGUGACUUACAGGCGGUGUAUGAUAAAAUGAAAGAAGCUGGAAAAAACUCUGUGGAUGGCAUUGUGCAAUGGUUUCAGGAAUCUAAAAUAAUCGACAAAGCCAAAGAAAACGAGGAGAAAGUCCGUUCAUAUUUCGCAAACGAGUCUAACAAGAACGAUAUAUCCGCCGAUAAGUUCAAAGAGGUGGUCGGUAAAGUAGCCUCUGAUCAGAAGAAGAAUGUCGGAGAUCUAGCGAAAAACUUGCAGGAGUAUGCGGGUGCGUUGGGGGCCGCGGUCCAAGAGGGCGCUAGUAAAGCACUCGGCGCCUUAGGAAUGAAAUAGGGACAA